UGUGAGAACAAAGUUGUAUGCUAGUCUUAAGCCGUGCCUAACAUUAGUAAUGUAUAGUCAUAUAGUUAUAAAAAUUUAAGGCAAUUACGUCAUAAAUGAAUUCUUUUAUAUGUAUUUCAAACAAUUUACCCCCCCCAUUCUACGCCACUAGGCACUAGGUAAAUGUUACAAUUUUCCGCCCGUUUUUAGUCUUAUGGGUGUCCAUCAGUCUCAUUAUUCUAAGACUCUUUACAAGUUAUUUAAAUGUCAUAGGAGGUUCUUAAUUGGGAGUUUCCUAAAUCUGCCGAUGCAUGCCAGCUAAACCUUCUGCUUCUUAAAUCCGCCAUAAGUUUCGUAAACUAUUCUAGUUUUUUAUGAUUUAUGUGACUUUGUAUAACUAUCGAACGGUAUGGUUCUACUUGACGUAGGUAUAUUUGGAUAUCUGUGGUAUUACUGUUCCCUUAAUUAAGUACUCAUAAAUUAUUUAUUAGCUAUUUAAAUAAGCUAUAAGUAUUCGUAGCAACAGUGCUGCCACGUUAGCGCCUUAGCCUUAGGAGCUAGAUCAAGCACUUUAAUGGGACACAUAAUGAUUUAAUUCAAAUAUUUUAUGAAAAAUCACACUGAGUAAAAAUCACGUUGAAAUGUCUAAACCUGACCUGUUAAUUUGUAGCCAAAUUGAUAAAAACUUUGAGGACUUUUUUAGUGAAAACAAUUUAUAUAGAGAUUUUUAUGCAAUCAGGCGCUUUGUUCAAGUGCUUUUAGUAAUAAAAGCACCUAUCUAACUUCAAACUGCCUGACUGGGAUUCCAACAAAUUAUUGUUAUGUUGUUUUUUCGUCAUUAUUAAAUAUUUAGCAAGUUCACGUUCAUUAAUUAUUUAUUUACAUAUAACCGUAUAUUGUAACAUAAAUAUAACGUACAUGAUAAGUUAUAAUCCUACUCGACCGUGAAUUACAGUUUUUUUUUGUGUUUAUGUUAGUACCUUAUUAUUUCAAUUAUGUAAAAAAUGUAAAGUAUUAUAAAAGUGGUACAGUAAUUUGAUUUAAAUCUCAAAUCAAACGAGUCAGACAAAAUAAUUUCAAAAAGCUGUUUUUACAACAAUUAAAUUUUAACAAUAAUCCAAAUUACAUUAUAAUUACCUACUUUAUGAUUACUGAGAGACACUGACUUCACUUCUACAAUAUUGAUAAAAUUAAUUUUGAAACUGUAAUUAAUAGAUUAUAAUAAUUUCAUAAUUGAUAUAGUUUUGUAUAUAUUGUAUCUUCCAUUUCAAUUUAUAUUCAAAACUAUGGUAGAAUCACUGAACCACAGAUACUAUAACUCAACACACAAAACUAAAUAAAUCAUUACUACUGUAGUUUAAAUUACUCUGUGGUUAGAUAAUAAGUUUAUUUGUUGACGAAUGUCAAUUAUUACUGUCAAAUUAUUGUUAAACGUCAAAUUUUAUUUACAAGUUUUUUUAUUGUCUUAUCUUAUUACUACAAUAUAAUCAUGUUUUUAUCAUUUUGCUUAUCUGAUAAUAAGUAACAAACUUAUUUAACAAUGAAACGUACGAUGUCUCCUAUUUAUCUGCCAUGGCAGGGUCGUCUACUCAAACGCAAAAAAAAAAUAAUUUUGAAGACCUCAAUUACUUCCCACCGAUACAGAAUGGACGAAUUAAUUUAGCAGAAUUUGUAAAAGCAACAUCAGACUUAGUAUCAAUUGUAGAUUGUCUUGGAAAAAUGUUUAAUCCCGUAAAAUAUGACAUGCAAGGUAAUAUUGAUAAAAUUAAAAACAAUUUCACUUAUGAUGAGAAUUCCUGUCUAUUUGAAUUAAUAUUAAAAGAAAAAUCUGAAAGUGGAAACACAGGUGCUGAAGCUACAUUAUGGCUCAAUAGGGCAUUACUGUUCUUCGAACUAACCUUUACUGGUAUCUUGCAAGACUUGAAGAGUGAAGUCAAUGGUGAUGAUAUAGAUAUGAAGAGUAUAUUCUCUUCAGCAUAUGAAGGCUCUGUAAAAAAAUAUCACAAUUGGAUAGUACAACGACUGUUUACGGUCAUCUGCAAAAUGUCUCCAACUUUUCCCCAAAUAAUCACAUCUUUAGGCCUCGAAAGUGUCGAGUCUUUCGAAAACAAAAUGGCAACAUUCACAUCAUCUUUACAAGUUGUAAGAUUAGCAAUUGACAAUUUUUUUAAAGACAAUGGUUUAUUUCUUGAAGAUUAAAUAAUUAAUAAAUGAUAUGUUCCUAUUAUCUAAAUGUAGUGUGUAUCCUACUGUGAUCUCUACCAAAUUUUUGUUACUUACACUUAAUUUGUUUAUCUACUUAGAGUCUUUAUUUGAUAACAAUUUUGAGCUGUUAAACUUUACUUAAUAAUUGAACCUUCUGAAGCAAAUUGUUUAAAAAAACACAAACAUUGUUUUAUAAUAUUUAUUGAGAAUUUUCAUUCAAAAUAGAUAUAAGUUAUGCACAAAUCAUGCGCUGACAUAAAAAUUCAUAUGAUAUAUUAUAAGUUCAUACACAUAUUAUCCCUACAGAAUAUAUUGAUAUAUUCUUUAUAAAACAAUAUAGUGGCUAAUCUACCUUUUAAAUGUGACUUACAUUCAAAUAUUUAUACUUAUGCCCUUAAAUGUCUAUCUGUUUUAUUGAUAUUUUGACUAAAUCCCAUAAUAAAUAGCUAAUAUACUAAUAUUAAAGAUGAGUUGUGUAGAUUAUAAUUGAGUUGAACAAAAUUGUAAUGAAUAUUAUUUUGAAGCAAUUAUGUAUAAGCAAAUUAUUUAUUCAAAAAUAAUGUGGUGCUGUUUGUGCAAAUGUGAAAAUACCUUUCAAUGGAAAAAGUUUCGCCUUUAAAGUACAUUAUGACAAAAGAAAUAAAAAAAUAUGUAAGGUACCUAUAAUAAGUAUUUUUGUAUGUAAAGUUCUAAAAGAAGUAUUACACUUACACAAUAUUAAAUUCUGUACUAUAUUUAGCGUAUCAAGUACUUAAGAUUUCAAAAUAAACCAAUGAGGAAGCUUUAAUGUGAAGUAAUAAAAUAAUUAACGCAA
Molecule: messenger RNA, 2998 nt
Organism: Zerene cesonia (dogface butterfly)
Lineage: Eukaryota; Metazoa; Arthropoda; Insecta; Lepidoptera; Pieridae
Product: glycolipid transfer protein
Exons: 5
Coding region: 1552-2178 (208 amino acids)
Biological process (GO): intermembrane lipid transfer; ceramide transport
Cellular component (GO): membrane; cytosol; cytoplasm
Molecular function (GO): ceramide 1-phosphate binding; ceramide 1-phosphate transfer activity
Source: RefSeq, a predicted model, not a curated record